Messenger RNA from Zea mays, 612 nucleotides. RefSeq lists its product as uncharacterized. The record is from RefSeq and is marked validated. The coding region runs from base 115 to 327 and encodes 70 amino acids. Lineage: Eukaryota; Viridiplantae; Streptophyta; Magnoliopsida; Poales; Poaceae. The transcript is spliced from 5 exons.
CGCCGAUCCGCCGCAACCGCGUCGUCCGUCCCCCCGUUCGGUCGCCGCCCUCUUUCCCGCCUCCCUUCUCGGCCUCCGUCCUCCUCCGCGUCCGCGGCCUCCUCCUCGUGCUUCAUGUCUGCGCUCUUCAACUUCCACUCGUUUGUGACGGUGGUGCUGCUGCUGAUCUGCACUUGCACGUACCUCAAGAUGCACUUCCCCUCCCUCCUCAUCCGCCGGACAGGGUUCCGUGGUUUCUUUUGGAAGGCUGCUAGGAUAGGUGAACGCCUUAGCCCCUGGGUAGCCAUUGGGUGCUCUGUGAUGGGCAUAUCAAUUUUAUUUUGGUGAAAUUGGAAGAUUUGUAUGGCCUUCUUUGCUUACGAUUACUCCAUUAAGAGAAGCAUCAGAAUUUUGCAGUUACAGUCUGAUUCUUCGAGAUGUCGCAUGCUUGUAAUCUUGUAGCUGUGGUGUAUUAUUGUGCUAUGUUAUGCAUUUUGACUAUUGGGCACCAUCAUGUUAUGUUGUUUUAUUGUAUUGUCAGCAUGCUAACAAAUGUGGCUUGGAUAUUCAGGUAACCCGUUAUUUUAUUUUAUUGUUUGAUGUAUAAGAAGCAUUGUAGCAAGCUUUUGAUUU